This is a messenger RNA of Fusarium falciforme, 825 nucleotides long. RefSeq names its product RING-type domain-containing protein. Gene Ontology annotation, biological process: reciprocal meiotic recombination. Gene Ontology annotation, molecular function: ubiquitin protein ligase activity. The record is from RefSeq and is a predicted model, not a curated record. The transcript is spliced from 3 exons. NCBI's taxonomy places the organism in Eukaryota, Fungi, Ascomycota, Sordariomycetes, Hypocreales, Nectriaceae. The coding region runs from base 1 to 825 and encodes 274 amino acids. Gene Ontology annotation, cellular component: synaptonemal complex.
AUGGAACAUACGCUCAUCUGCAAUAACCUCCAGUGCCGGCAGGAGCUCGGAGAGCGCGCUCUAGUAACAACAUGCAGUCACAUUUUCUGCUUGGAGUGCGCUGAGCGGCUGGGGAUCACCGGACAAGAAACGGAACGCCGCAACACAUGCCCUGCUUGUCACUCACACUUCAACAACCCCGAUGAUGCCGUCAUUACGAACCUCAGCCCAAGCGAAGAAUACAAGACGACCAUCCUGAGCGGCCUGAGUCCCAAUAUCGUCAUGGAGUGUACUAGUCGAGCCCUCAGCUUCUGGGCCUACCAAACUACUCAAGACAUGUACUACCAACAAUACCUCUACAAGACACUUGCAGAAAAGUACUCUGCCCUCAACAUUCGACUCGAGAAGACUGUGAGCGAUGCAAACACGGAAAUUGACGGGCUCCAGCACAGGUUGACGGGCAUGACGGCAGAGCAGGACGCCUUGCGACGCAAGAACGAAGAGAUCGGCCAAGCAUACAAAGAAAAAACUCGCAAGGUCCUUCAGUUACAAGAGCUCUAUGACAAAGUCAAGCGCAGGGCUGAACUCGAUCAAAUCCAGAAGGCGGCCUCGGAUGCUGUUGACUUGACCCUCGAGACACCAUCUCAGCUUAACCAAGGCAUUGCAGGAAAUAACGGAGUACCCGAAAGCGAUAAUACUCCUGCGUUCAGCCAGCGCCGAGCCAACGGCUCAGGUAUGAACACAGGCAUGCCUCGAAGCUACCCAGCCGUCACGAGGGAGAGCACUCUUUGGCCGCGAGUGGGGGGCGCAUCUCGCUGUAAGUGCUAUCGGGCUAUGAGCACUUAA